Schizosaccharomyces osmophilus is the source of this 1992-nucleotide messenger RNA. RefSeq names its product serine/threonine protein kinase S6K family Sck2 (gene sck2). Gene Ontology annotation, molecular function: protein serine/threonine kinase activity; ATP binding. NCBI's taxonomy places the organism in Eukaryota, Fungi, Ascomycota, Schizosaccharomycetes, Schizosaccharomycetales, Schizosaccharomycetaceae. The coding region runs from base 1 to 1992 and encodes 663 amino acids. Gene Ontology annotation, biological process: protein phosphorylation. The record is from RefSeq and is a predicted model, not a curated record. The transcript has a single exon.
AUGAAAGGAUGGACAAAAAGCUGGUUUGGAUUAUCAAAGAAAGCUGCUCCUCAUCAAAAUGAAGGCUUGCCGAAUUCUGAAAGUGGUCGAAGUCCUUUGACUGCGAAAACGAAUCAUUCUUUAGAAGAAAACACUGGAGCGAAAAAAGACAUGCUUUCAAAAGGCACAUUAAGAGAUAUGCAGAUGACUUCUGCUAGUCCAAAUAUAAAGGAAGAUAUUUUAAUGUCAGGCGAGCCCUCCGCACUUCAUAAUGAUGCAUCAAUUUACCCACAUCGUAAAAGUUCUGACAUUCUUCCUGAAGUAGAUCACGAACCUUCUGGCUAUUUGAAAUUGAAUAUUGAUUCGCUAAAAUUGGAAGGUAACCACACGGAUGCUGCCAUGGCAAUGGAAUGCACUUCUUUAAAGCAAUUUUUCCUCGUCAUUCAGUUUGGAACAUCUGAGUAUGUGUCUCCCCCAUUAAAAUGGAAAUCUUCCACUCGCGAUACCGCUAUUUCUAUCCCCUCUCGUGACUCUUCAGCAGCUGCCAGCCGAGCUUCUUCCAUGCUAAGCAAUUUUACCUAUAAUACUUCAAGCAUGAGUUAUUGCCCUACAUCCUCUACUCCUAACCCAUCAGCACCUUCUCAUGUUGUUUUUGACGUCGCAAACCGAUUACCUGUAGAAUUAAAUAUUUACGACCAUUCUCGUGGAAAUUGCUUCGUUGGUCAGACUUUGAUUCAUCCUUGUUAUAAUUACAAUCAAUAUGAGCAAUUCAGCAGUCCCGUAGAGGUCUCUCCUGCAUAUGCUCGAUUAGUUGACUUGCGUCUACAGCUAAGUUCCGUCUUUCAGCCACUUAUAAAAAAGUCAUAUGCCCCAGAAGAUUUUGAACCGCUUAAGCUGAUUGGAAAAGGAACCUUUGGACAAGUUUAUUUAGUAAGGAAAAAGGAUACUCGUCGCAUAUAUGCUAUGAAGAUUUUGUCCAAGAAAGUUAUCGUUCGCCGCAAAGAAGUUGCACAUACUAUAGGCGAACGAGAUAUCCUUGUUCAGACAGCAGCUGCAGAUUCGCCAUUCAUAGUUGCGCUUCGAUUUUCCUUUCAAACACCUAAAGACCUCUACCUUGUAACGGACUACAUGGCUGGUGGAGAAUUAUUUUGGCACCUCCAAAAAUCCAUUCGGUUUCCUGAAGCUCGUGCUAAAUUCUACAUUGCUGAACUUUUGUUAGCAUUGCAAGCGCUUCACAAACGCGGUAUUGUUUACAGAGACUUGAAACCGGAAAACAUACUUUUGGAUGUUCAAGGGCAUAUAGCGCUUUGUGAUUUUGGCUUGUCAAAAGCGAAUUUAACGGUGGGAUCAACCACGAGAACCUUUUGUGGUACUACGGAUUAUCUGGCUCCUGAAGUAAUCUUAGACGAAGGUGGAUAUGAUAUGAUGGUAGACUUCUGGUCUUUGGGUGUUUUGCUUUAUGAAAUGACAUGUGGGUGGAGUCCCUUUUAUGCUGAAAACACUCAGCAGUUGUACAAGAAUAUUGUAUUUGGAAAAGUUCGUUUUCCUCGUGGAUUACUUUCAGCUGAAGCAAGAGAUCUAAUAAAACUAUUACUCAACCGCAAUUCCAAGAACAGACUUGGGGCUAAUGGGGAUGCUGAAGAAGUGAAAAGACAUGUAUUUUUUGGUGAUAUAAACUGGGAAGAACUAAAUGCAAAGAAACUCAGUCCUCCGUUUAAGCCUAUCGUUGAAGGAGAUUAUGAUGUCUCAAACUUUGACGUUGAAUUUACCAACAAAGAUGUUCCGACAGAUUUUAUCGCUGUUGGUGACAUGUCUACGUCUGCUCCUCUCUCUUCGACGGUUCAAAAUGGAUUUAAAGGCUUUACUUAUGUUGAUAGCAGUGCAAUGGAUGAGGCUUAUAAUUCCGAGCCAGAAUCCCCGACUUCUUCAGCAUCUUCAUUUCACAUUGAUAGCCAUAAUGAAGAUUUUAACCGCACGAACGACGAUUUUUUCAUGGAACAUAUUGAUCCUUAA